This is a messenger RNA of Exaiptasia diaphana, 1724 nucleotides long. Its product is annotated as calbindin-32. Gene Ontology annotation, cellular component: cytosol; synapse; nucleus. Lineage: Eukaryota; Metazoa; Cnidaria; Anthozoa; Actiniaria; Aiptasiidae. The coding region runs from base 65 to 862 and encodes 265 amino acids. The transcript has 10 exons. Gene Ontology annotation, biological process: regulation of cytosolic calcium ion concentration. Gene Ontology annotation, molecular function: calcium ion binding. The record is from RefSeq and is a predicted model, not a curated record.
AAUAAUAAACACAGGAUCAAGACGAUUCGAAAGAACAGAACCUUACGAUCGAUCAGCGAGCAACAUGGCUUUCAAGGGCAAAAUUAAUUCCCGUGACUUUGUGAAAAUCUUCAACAAAUUCGACGCUGAUGGCAAUGGGUACAUCGAAAAAGAAGAAGUUGACGCGUUCUUGAAAGUCUUAUUUAAAGAAAAGCAUGGAAAGGACUUAUCCAAGGCAGAAAUAGACACAUUCAAAAAAGAUGUAAUGUCCCAAUAUGACGAGAAUUGUGAUGGAAAAUUUACAAUGGACGAGCUUCGAAAAAUUUUAGACGUUGAAGAAUGUCUACUGGCGCAGUACAACCUGAAUCAACCGCUGACAAGUGUGGAUUUCAUUAAGAUUUGGAACCACUACGACGUUGACAAGAAUGGCUAUCUCGACCGCGCUGAAUUAGAGGGCUUGAUUUUCGAGCUUAAACUAGCAACCGGAGAAGGAAGGCCUAUYGAUGCUAGACAAGUAAAAGACUUGGUUGAUGCAAUAUUUGACUUGUACGAUUCAAAUAAAGACGGCAAAAUUCAACUUAAUGAACUUUCGAGACAAAUUCCAGUCGARGAUAACUUUCUGGCACAAUUCCAAUGCGGAGACUCCUUAACGAAAGAAGAGUUUGAAAAAAUGUUCCGACACUACGACCAGGACGCCAGUGGUGAGAUUGAAGGUGAUGAGAUCACAGCUCUCUUGAAUGAUGUACUCAGAUCACAGGGCGUAUCGGAAACCCCACAAGAUCAACUGCAAAGUUUCAAAGAACAAAUACUUCAAAUGUUCGAUGAAAACAAAGAUGGAAAACUGUCCAAAAGCGAGUUACAAAUGCUAUUCGGCUGCAAAUAGUUUGCCUGUCAAAUUACUUUUCAUUCUAUUUCAAUUCAUAAACUAUAACGUGUUAAACUGUUUCAGUAUAAUUCCAUGUAUUAGCAGUGUAUCUUAUUCAAUUUCCAAAAAAAAUGUUGCCAUGGCUUCAUGACGUCAACGACGAGUCACGUGAUAGAAACGGAAGUGAAGUUGUCCUGACGCAAAAAGGCUUCACAGGGCGGGCGCCCUUUCAUUUCUAGUCAACACUGUUUCAAUUUUAAGAAAUUUAUAAGAUAUCUAGAUAGAUAGUUACGAUAUUUUCCAUUGAUAAACUUCACAGCGACAAAUUUAACGGUUUGAACGUAGCAGAUUGWGAUGAAWAGUCAUGCCAAAUAUCAACAUURUGUAUUUCCAUCCUAAUUACUGGGCAAAAGAGAAAAAUUCCCGAAAAAAUCAGUUWAACAAAGUGGCUCACGUCUCACAGAUCGAGGUUCAGUCAACCCRCUGUCCAGAUUUAACGYUGAGGACCUUAUCACCAACAAAAAGACAAAAUUUCUUCACUUAUGACUAUACAUUCAACUUAAAGAAUAGGUCCCUUUUUUGACAAUUGGACUUUUCAAAUAUCAAUCGCCGCGAGAAGUCGUAAAUGUUCUCCUAAGUGAGUUAAUACAAUAGUAUGGCAACUUUCCGUUAAGCUAGAGUUGCGUACCAUAUGCGCGCGUCGACAAUGCUCUAUAACUACCARUAACUCUCAAAACGAGUACCUUCGUUACAUUAUACCGUUUCAUCGAUCACUGUAUCUUUCUAGAAACAGACGAGUGUACCAACGUACACAAUCAUUUCUUGUAAACAAUAUGUGCUUUAUGUAUUAUUAUUGAAUAAAAAUUUGACUUGUCGAAAA